Messenger RNA from Podarcis lilfordi (Lilford's wall lizard), 8502 nucleotides. NCBI's taxonomy places the organism in Eukaryota, Metazoa, Chordata, Lepidosauria, Squamata, Lacertidae. The record is from the annotation of a GenBank genome assembly.
AUUCAUUGGGGGUAAGUCAUGUGCAUUAGACUUGUGUUGGAUGUGCUUUCAGGUUAGCAGGGGAAGAACUGCAUAGCUGAAUUAUAAGUGGCUUUCUGAUUUUGUUUGUGAAGAAGAUCUGCAAGCAUCACCUGCGAAACUAUAUGUUCUGGAAAAGCAUUUGGAAAUAUAUUGGAUUGUGACCAGCUACUACUUCCUGUAACUGUGAAGGAACCUGAACACUAAUGUAUGGCAUGCCAUUUGCAGUCACUUUUGCCAUUGUAAAAGCCAGGCUUUCGCUGUUUCGGGAACAUCAGUUUACAUUUCUAGUCCAAACAACAUUAAUAUAUAGCACACUAUAAAAGAGAAGUGGAAAACAUGAGGCUAUGUUUAUGUUAAAGGGAAGGAUUUGAUGAACUUGCAGCAAUUUCACACAUCCGGUGACUAGGAGUAUUUUCUCUUGAAAACCUCAUCUAAAUACAAACCAAGUGUUUGCUGUGGAAGAAUUUUUGACCUUAAGAGAAGCCGAAGUACAUAAGAGUUUGCAAUAUAACAAAUGCAAGGACGUCCCCCCACUUUUUUCCCAGAAUCAAAGCUGGAGAAAUAUUUCUCAGUCGCUCAGUUAUUGCUAUGCAGCUUUAAGCAGGCAGGGGAAUGCUCGUUUUGAGGAUACUGUGGAUUCGUUUUGCUUUAUGGACACUGAUUAUCAAGACCUGCAAGCUAAGUAAGUACUAUAGCCCUUUUUAAUGAAUACAGAGAGACUAGUUGACCAGUUAAUUUGCCGAUACACAACAUGCCUUAAACUGGUGGAAAUAAGAAACAAGGGACAAUGUUUGCUUGGGACCAUUUGAUAUUUAUGAUAGUAGGGCGGGGAGCAAAGGGGGGGGAAUGAGGGAAUAUUUGUCAGAAUGCAGACCAAAAUAUUGCACACCUCUGUUUGAUAAUACUGUAGAGACUACAGCGACAGGUGUAGGAUUUUGCUAUGGAGCUGCUUUGUACAAUACUCGACAAGGCAGCCUUGUGUUUGCUUCCAAGUAUACCCUCAUUGGGAAUCUAUUCUGGAAGAACUGGUAUGAGGAACCGCUACAAAAUUGUGUAUUUGCUAUCACAUUUUUGUUGCAUUCAUGCAUUGCGUAUUUUCAUUGCAAACUAAUAUGGGCACAUCUUAAAAAUGUAAAUGUAUGAAGCAGCCAUGCCCUUCCCAAAAUCAACAGUAGUUUUUUCUACAAUAAAACAGUGUAGUCCAUACCAAGAAAAGAAGAAGACUGGAGAGCUUUAAAUCUGCUUGGCAAUUUCGCAAGCUGUAGUCAUUCAAACGGCAAAGAAUAUCUUAUCUGCACUUUUUAAAUCUGCAUCCUCCAUUGUAUUUUUGCUCAAUGUGAAAAAUACAAGAACAGAUGUGCAGUUCUAGGUUAUAUUGACAUGGAUUUAUUUUGUAUGAACAAAGGGAUUCCAAUCGUGAUAUUUAAUUUUGUACAAGGAAAGAACAAAGGAGCAAAUGGUCCCCUUGUUGAAUAUAUUGUUUUUAGCCUACUUCUUUGUUCUGGGGGUUUUCAUUCCUUUUUGAUGAAAAAGUGCACAGCCUUUCCAUGUAGAUACGUAGAAAGCUUUGUCAUUAUAUGAUGAUGAGAAUUACGGUACAUUAAAGAACACAGUUGUCACGUAGAUACUAGGCAAAUAUUCCAUAAGCAAAUGUAUAAGCAUGAAUUUGGCUGCUUUUAUUUUGGAAUGUCAAUGCAAAUAGGUAGUUCACUUUCUAUAAGCCAACAAGUUUCAGUGUAUGUGUGUGUUUCUGAUUUUCCUCCUGGCUAAGACAACUGCAGUUUCUCAAGUUACAUAAAGAUCUACUUGUUAAGAGUAAAUCUGCUGUGGUUUUUUUUUAGUUUUUAGAUGUUUUUAUUGGACAACGAGAGAGAAAGUUUGAAAUUCAAGUGCACUGGUUCGUGAACCCAUAUGUUCCAAGACACACUGAAACAUAAACAACUGGCGGUAUAUUUAAUAGCUUGCCUUCCACGGCUGCCAACCUAAGUGACCCUCUCUGAAAGUAGCUCUUCUGCAUUAUGAAGAAUUUCUCAUUUUCCAAAGAUGACUAUGAGCCUGGCAUUCCUUUCCUUCCCGGCUUUCUCAACUCCACAAAUGCACCAGCUCUUCCCGAAAGGCAAUCGAGAAAUGAACAAUUAGCUCUGGUAGAAAUCGCUGUGCUGGGGAUAAUAUUUGCGACAGCGUCUGUGGGCAACAUCAUCCUCAUCCUGGUGUUAUGGAGGAGAAGAAUGAAGCUGUCUAGGAUGUAUGUGUUCCUGCUUCACCUGAGCAUUGCAGACCUGAUGGUUGCAUUCUUCCAAGUCCUUCCGCAGCUCUUUUGGAAAAUUACAGAUGUUUUCAUGGGCCCAGACAUUCUGUGCAGAACCAUCAUUUAUCUCCAGCUGUUGAGCAUGUUUGCCUCCACUUAUAUGAUCGUGGUUAUGGCAUUGGAUAGAUACCAAGCGGUGUGCCACCCCAUGGCCUCUUUUCCAAAGAAGGCGGCCCUUUGGAACCCUCCAAUCUGCACAAGCUGGUUCAUUUCUCUGGUCUUCAGCGUUCCCCAGGUAUUUAUCUUUCGGAAGAGAGAGGUAUCCCCAGGCAUCUUUGACUGCCAAGCUGACUUCAUUGAACCCUGGGGCACAAAGGUGUAUGUGACUUGGAUUUCCAUCGCUAUUUUCUUCCUCCCCGCAGCUGUCCUCAUCGUAUGUCAUGUGAGGAUCUGCAGAGCAAUUCAAAUGCAUAUGCAUUUGAAAAGCUCCAAUGAAUUGGAAGUGACGAAUCAGAAGCAAAUACAGCCAUGCCAGGGAAACAAUGCAAGUUGUACAUCGAAGGCUAUGAUCAAGACUAUAAAGAUGACAGUGGUGAUAGUGGUGGCUUAUAUUUUCUGUUGGUCACCUUUUUUCAUCGCACAGCUGUGGACUGCCUGGCACCCCAGUGAUGCUAGGACUGAAGGUAAGGCCAGUGAUCUUGCCCGAUACAUAGCCAAUAAUCACAUUGCUAUAUAUUUAAUAUCUGGGUGGAUUUAUAUUCGUUCUAAAUGUGGGCAUAAUAUUAAAUGGCUUAAUAAGAAAAAAAUCAAAUGGCAUUUCUUUGCCAAUUUAAAGAACAAACACAGGAAAUCAAUUGUUUUUAAAUGAGUACAAUUUUGCUUCAAAACUUAUUGAAAUGCUUGCGCCUCAAAGGCCGCUGAAUGUUACACCCAUUAUGAUUUACGAACAACUGGAGCAGAUCAACUGGAGUAUUUGCUCAAGUCAAAACUGAACGAGACAUUUCCAAAUAGUCUAUAGUGCAAGAGAAACACUACGUUGAAUUGAACAAUAAUCUGAUUCUAGAGAAAUAUAGACUGGAUUAUGAAACUGUGACAAAAUGUUUCUAAAGACAUUUGGAAAAUCUUCACCUGCUCCCAAACAAAUCUAUAGUAAGUUAAUUGGUUGAAGAUCAAUGGGAUCAAAAAGUUAUUAUGUAUAUAUUUUAUUAACGUUCUUUUAUUGAGAGUGAGCUUACUCUUCAGGGCAUAAACAUCUGUUCAGGGUAUAAAAAUCAGUUUUUCAUUAAGAGAGAGAGAGAGAGAGAGAGAUCAUUUCCCCCGCAACAUAUUCCUUUGUCUUCUCUGAAUGACUUAUAAAUUCUUUUCCUUUCAGGUCCAGUAAUAGCCAUUCUUAUGCUCCUAGGGAAUCUUAACAGCUGUGUUAAUCCAUGGAUUUAUAUGUACUUUUGUGGUCAAAUACCACGUUGUUCAAAAAAAAUACAGGACAACGCUACAGCUCAUGAAGAAUCUACCAUUACAGGCAGUGUUAACUUCGGAGAGAAAGAAUCUGAAGACAAUAUCACAUCUGUGUAAUUAUAAACUCCUGCCUUUUUGGCUUAUGUUUGUUUCAUUGAACCAUUUUUCUAAUAUGGGUAUGUGCACAUGUGGUAAGAAACAUUGUUUUCUUUAUAUAUGUAUUUCCUUAACUUUGAAGCAAAUAUAUUCAAGGUUUAAAAAUUCCUAGCACAGUGUAAAAGGCAUGUUAUAUGUGAAUAUUUUUGCAUGCCAAGUGCUGAACUCCAUACACACCAAGGUACAUCUCAAACUACAUGCAUUCAUAGGCUCCUCUCAAUUUUGUAUCCUCCUCCAGCAAGUUUAGUGAAUGUAUUAUAAUGUCUCUAAGACCUUUGCCACGGUAAAAUUGCUUUAUGAGCUAUUGUUUGUUUUACUCCUCCUAGUCCUGUGGGCAGGAUGGAAUAGACAUGUCAGUGAGCAGAACAGAAAUGAGUUAUUAAAGGCACUGGUGGCUCCAGUGAAAUGCUGCAAGGUUGAGUAUAAAAUCCCAUUGUUACAUGGUCAUAUUACAUGGAACUUUUGAUCUAGAAUGUCCAACUGGAGUCUUGCCAGCCAGACUUUACUUUUCAGGAUUUUCUUGUACUCCUGCUUCCUACCUUUUUAUUCAACCUUUAGUUUUUCACCUUUUGUUCCUCUCAAGUCUCUCUGAACCUCCUCUACUGACAUGCUGUGACCAAUGAUUCAGCUUCUGGCACUGCCCUUUCAAAAACUUGGCAAGGGCACUCAGUUUCUUGGUAUUGACGUUUGGCUCUACAAACGUACGUUUUGUAAAAUUGUGAGAGGACCGCGGCCUAUUUCCUGGCUGUCGGCUCACACUGUGACUCACAUCCCGGGCAGCGCCUUACAGCCACAGUCCCGGGAGGACAUUAUCACAAUAUCUCUUUGUGGGUCCUCUAGCACUUGAUUGUGUUCUAUAAACCUCGUGCUGUUGGCAAAGCAAAUUAUGCACUUAAUCUGAAUUAAUUGAGAGAGGAGUAGUCAAUUAUUUAUGAUGAUCUUUCUGUAACUUUGAUAUGAAACAAAGAGUGGGGACUGCUGCAAACUUGUAAGAACAUAGCAAACUAUUAUGCUAAGUAGCCCAACUGUCUACAUUGAUUGGCAGUGGUUAUUUGGGGUUUUAGGCAGGGCGAUCUCCUGGUCAUACUUGGAGAUGCUGGAGACUGAGCCUAGGAUCUUCUGGGUGCAAAAGCAGGUGGUCUACCACUGAGCUAUAGUUCCUUCACAAUCAAAUUACUGCCUCAUGCAGGCAGCUUUUGCUGAUAUGAAUGCCUUCCUCUUAUAUAAAUAAAUAAAUUCACAUCAGCUUUGGUAGGCCUUUGAACUAUGGAUGGUACAUAAUGCCAUUAUGAUAAUGACAGUAGAUUUCUUGGGGCUCAGGAGGGAUUGGCAGCUCUCUGAUUAUGGGAUAUGUGGUAUAGUUGUGUCCCAUUCUGCAGCUCACAUCACAGGAAGACUGACAAUCGGCAAAAUGAAAUAGAAAUUUUAAAGCUUUAUUUUCCCUCUUAUUAAACACACUGGUUUUUUUAAAAGGAAGGAUGCUUAAACAAAUAAUUAGCACAUUGUUCAUGACACUGAGCCUUGACACUACACAGUGAAAACUGAUAAUUAUAAAUUCAAAUUUUGCUAAUUUUAACCAAAUUACAGGUGUGUGUGUGUGUACACAUGCACUAUAUCACAUGUUAAAUCAGUUUAUUUUUGUUUCUGAAAAUGACUGUGCAAAGUUGCAGAUGGGCUUUGAAGCGGUCUACCAGCUGAUGAGAAUGUGCACCAUUCAAAUGAGCUUUGUUUUCUAAUCUCUUAGCACCACACCUACCGGUAAUUCAGAAUCAUUUUUGUUAUGCAUAGCUAAUGAUGACUUCUGGCUUCCUAUGUAGUUCUAAUUAUCAGGUAUACAGCUUUGGUGGAAAAACCAUAUGUUUAACAACAUGAAUACUAUAUUUUAAAUAACAACAUUUAAGUCUAUAGAUAUAUAUCAGUCUGUAUGUAUUUGUCUACAGGACAGCAGCAUAAGUUUGGAAUUUGGUUUAUGGCAGAAAAUAAACAUCCUGGGAAUUUAAGUGUCCCCAAUCUUCCCUUUUAAUGCUAAUGAAUAUUACAGAUGUUCUUUAAAUAAAAGAGUGUUACAGCACCAUAACACUUUAAAAAGACAAAAACAAAAAAUUAUGGUCACCACCAUUUUGGCAAUGUGUUGCCACUUCCCUACUGAAGCACUUUCAAUCCAAAAGAAAAGUUCAGUACUCUGGGUACUCACAUUUCAUGGACACCAGUGGGCAACUACACUCACAUUAGUAAGCAUGUGUAGUGCUAAAUAAAUUACAGAUUUUUAGUUUUAAGGAUCACUUGGAAUUCCUCCUCCCAAAGGUCUCUUAGGUGAACUAGACCUUCCCUUUCCCUUGACAGAGCAGCUACAUCACAUUCACUAGUAUCAACGUAGUGGGAUUAACAUUCAGAAAAAGGGUAAUAUCCCUGAAAGUGUUGAAAGUCACUUGCAAGUCUGCAUCUUACAGCAGAAGAACAGUAUUUUAUAAGAGCUUGGAGCCACCCAUCUGGAAGCGGCUGUCACAAACAUGUGUCCCGCAGACCCAUAAAGUCCCCAAAUCCCUCUUUAUUUUGAGAACUGCUAAAAACCAGAAAGGUUCAGUCUAUCCAGAUGACAACCACUGUGUAUUGUUCCAUGUGUUUUGUAAAACUUCCAAUUCUCCUUAUUUAUUUGUACAAGGAAAAAAAAAUCUGACUCCAGCUGUGGCUUAAAGUUUGCAAAGCAUUCUUCUUGUUGUCUCCUACCUUCUAUUCUGCAAACCAAAACAACCUUAUUUAUGAGAGACCUUUUGCCAAGUAAGUCAAAGAAACAAAGCAUAGGCUGGCUUGGAUCCAAAGACCCCGCUGUGCAAAUCUAAGGCCCUUCCUCUUGUGCAAGGUAGCUGCCAAUUUCCCCCUCAUCUGCAUCCCCCUCCAACUUCUCCAGAUCAUAUCCCAAAGUGGAGCCAGUUUUCAGGGGUUGCAGAUGGGGAAGGGAAUUAGUGAUCCCCUCUGCGUGUGGACAAAUGUAUUUCACUUACGCAAUGUGAUCUUUGGAACCAAACAAUUUACAACACUCCUCUUGGUUCCAUAAUGCUUAUUUUUUGAAUUAGCUAAACAGGUUUGAAAACACCUAUUAGUUCUAAAUCUGAAUGGUGGUGUGAGUACUUCUGUUCUUCUGUCUCGAUAGCUGCAGAGGCACCACAAAUAGAUUAAAGCCCAGCUGAAGACUGUCAUUAUUUAUGGAAAUGUUUUUCAAGAAUGGGAAUCUUAAAGUCUCCUCUCCCUCCUACUCAAAUCCUCUUCUCUACUUCACAAGGUAGAGAAAUGAACCUUCCAGCUAAAUCACAAUAUUGCAGGGAUGGUCCCUGGUGCCUUUCAGAUGUUAUUGAACAUACAGUUGAUGGAAGUUGUAGUAGUUCAGAAACAUCUGGAAGACAUUGUGUUGAAUACUGUUUAGCCACAACUGCCAACAGCUGAAUUUUUAUUCUGCCUUUCCUCCAAAGGGACCAGAGCAGUGUGAUGUACGUAGGUUAGGAUGAGAAGGAAAUGUGUUUUCCUCAGAAAUCCACUGAGCUUCCUAGCUAACCAGGGAUUUGAACAUAGGAAGUUGCCUUAUACUGAGGCAGACCAACAGGUCAAUGUAGUAGAGUGUUGUCUGCACCAGUGUUCUUCAACCUUGGGCUGCCAGAUAUUGUUGGACUACAACUCCCAUCAUCCAGAGCCAGAUUUUCCAUGGCCAGAAAUGAUGGGAGUUGUACUUUAGCAACGGAAUUCAAGCACACUCAUCUAUACAGAUCUGCAUUGGCUUUCCAGGGUUUCAGACAGCAGUCAUUCCCAGUCCUACCUGCCAGGGAUUGAACCAGGAGCCUUUGACAUGUAAAAACAUGUGCUCUGUCACUGAUCUAUGGCCCUUCCCCAAGCUGAGUUUAUCAUUCCUCUAAAAUAAUAAUAAUAAUCUAGGUUGCAAUCCAAACUCCCUUUCUUGGUUUGUUUGUUUGUUUUGUGGGGUGGAAGUGUCCUCCACCCAGCCCUGAUGGUCUUCACUGGCCUCCACCCACAGAGUGAUCAUUCCACUCACACAAAACUCCCCAUUUGUUUUGUCCAAUGAGUGGGAAGGUGGAAGUGCAUCUACUUGUAUCUCCACCAGUGGCAGCCUGCAAAAAGCUCCACUGACAAGGUUGCACCUUCCUUCAACCAGAAUUACUUUUAAAAUGUUGACUUAAUUCACCAAAUUCAAGAAAACUCACUCUGUAACCCUAUGCAUGACUAUUAGGAAAUCAAUUCUGUUGGGUUGCUGUUGGGGGGGCUAAUGUUUUGUUGUUUCUGUUUUAACUAUUUAUUUGUGCUUUUUCUUGUAUUUUUGUUUUGUGAACCACCAUGAGAUCUUUUGAUGAAGGGUGGUAUAUAAAUCUUAACAACAACAAUAAUAUAAUUUUAGCCACAAUAGCUUUCAAAUUUUGGCAACCUGAGCUACUGGUCCUUCUUGCAGGUGGAAGAUGAAGCUGGAUUGAACCCCACAUUCAUAAAAAUGUGGUGUGAACCUUCAUCUUUCCCUCUCACAGAUCUUUUUUUCUGGCUUCACUAACUUUGCUCACUUUAAUCUGACUUAUGUAUGUUUCAUUGCUGAUCUUAUUGAACAAAAUAAAAUGCAGUGACCU